AUGCGUUUUCCUGUGGAGACUGUCCUGAUGCUGCUGGCCGCUUUGUUGUCUUUAGACCGUCGUUGGGCUGAAGUGUGCCACCUGUCCAGCUUUAAUAAGCUUUCCUGGUGGUUUCUCAUAGUUUCUGGUGGGUUGAGGAACACCUCAUCAAACAGGAGCUUCAGGAUCCUGGAGCUUCAGGAGAAAGGUGACCUGGACAUCAUGAAGCAAAAGUGGUGGCCUCGCACCGGCCGCUGCGACCUAGACAGCCACGCCAGCGCCCACCCCGACGGCCGCUCCCUCAAGCUGCACAGCUUCGCCGGCGUCUUCUGCAUCCUGGCCGCCGGCCUGCUGCUGGCCUGCCUCGUGGCCGGGCUGGAGGCUUGGUGGAACAGCAACCGCUGCCGCCAGGAGCAGCCCAAAGAGGACAAGGAGGUGAAUCUGGAACAGGUGCAUCGUCGUAUGAACAGUCUUUUGGACGAGGACUUGGCGCACAAGCAGAUCCCCGGCCCCUCUAUCGAGAUCUCUGCGCUGGACAUCGGCAGCAUGCAGCCCAGCCAGGCCUCUCAGAUGCCGGGGCCGGAGUCCGUGCGGGACUACCCGCACUCGGGCCUCGCUGUGACCACCUUCCUCCCAGGGGAGGGGGGGCCGCCUCCUCCUCUUCCCCACCCUCACCAUGGGGGGACCCUAGGCAGGACACAUCAUCUGUCCCAGGGCCCUGGCAGCAACACGUUGCCCCUGCACCAACAGCUCAGCAGCGGCACCAUGCAGUGCAAACACAGGGCGCCCAACGGGGGGCUCUUCCGGCAGAGCCCUGGCAAGACACCCAUGCCAAUGUCCUACCAGGCAGUCUCCGCAGGACCCAUACCCGAAGCCAUUGAGGCCACCCACAGUACAUCCAUUUAGGGAUAGAAAAAAGGGGACGUGGGGGUGGCAGGACAGGGAGGGGUCA
Perca fluviatilis (European perch) is the source of this 931-nucleotide messenger RNA. Its product is annotated as glutamate receptor ionotropic, delta-1-like. Lineage: Eukaryota; Metazoa; Chordata; Actinopteri; Perciformes; Percidae. The transcript is spliced from 3 exons. Bases 1 to 885 code for a protein of 294 amino acids. The record is from RefSeq and is a predicted model, not a curated record.